UCUACGGGGACCACAUUCAAAGCCGGAACGUCAAACUACCUAAACAGCUAAAAGUUCCUUCGUACAGUCCGGAGUCCAAAGUUAAUUGUCUUCGUGUAGAAACGAUCUGAAUGUUUUAAACUCGGUGUGUUUGUUUGGGAUAUGAAAGCUAACACUCCGGACAGGUGCUAACGUGACACAGCGGUUACCAAGGUUACAGUGAGUGACAGCCCUCCAAUGACAGCAGAGAGUCUGACAGGUGAGGACCAGCUGAGGACGUCCUGUGAGUGAUUCCCACGGUCUCAUGGCCCCCCGCUGGUCCGGGUCGCUGCUCGGUCAGUCUACACAGUGACCCCGGACGAGGUGCGUUCACGUACCAGCACGGAAAAUGGUUUUAUUGUGUUUCAAUCUCCUGAGGGGGGCUCGCUUCUGCUCCCGACCCGCACACCUGCUCCAGAACCUUCACCUGAGGAGACCUCUGUACAGCUGCCACAGAACCACAGCCUCUGUCCACCUCAGGUCUGCCUCACCUGUCUCGCUCUGCGCCAAUGAGAGGCCGGUAUGUUGCCGGAUCAGCUCCGGGGUCACCUCUAUGCUGCAACCGGGCCCGGUGCUGACCCAGACCGGACUCCACUUCCACACCUCGGCCCCUGUGAGGGCUCUGCCGGUACCCCUCCUGUGGAUGCUCCUCAAACCUCUGCAGAAACUCACCGCCAUAAUACUGGGCAGGAGUCUCAGGAAGUGGUGGGUGGCUCUUCCAGCUAACCGCCGGCAGCUCAUGCGGGAGUGGGCGUGGCAGCGGCGGUGGCACCUCAUUGCUGGGACGUGUGUUGCUUUGGUGAUGGUACUCCUCCUUCUCGUGACCCACCUGGACGAGUCGCCGCUGACGGGACGGACACGCCUCCUGGUGUUCAGCAAGGAUAAGUACAUGGAGCUCGCUGCUCUGACCUCAGAAGCGUACAUGGAGUCGUAUGCAGAGCUGAUGCUCCCGGCCUCUGACGCCCGGCACCAGCUGGUGGAGCAGGUGGUGCAUCACCUGGCUCUGAGGAACAAGGACAUACCGGAGGUGUCUGAUGUCAGCUGGAGCAUCCACGUGGUGCAGAGUCCGGAAAUCAACGCCUUCGUCCUCCCCGACGGGAAGGUGUUCAUGUUCACAGGGAUGUUGGAGGUCAUCACUGAUAUUCACCAGCUCGCCAUCGUCCUGGGACACGAGAUGGCUCAUGCUUUACUGGGGCACGCUGCGGAACAGGCCAGUCUGUCCCACGUGGUCGACCUCCUGUCUCUGAUUCUUCUGACAGCCAUCUGGGCCGUGUGUCCUCGGGACAGCCUGGCUCUGCUGGGACAGUGGGUCCAGGACAAGCUCUCCCAGCUGAUGUUCAGUCGUCCGUACAGCAGGAAGCUGGAGGCCGAGGCCGAUGAAGUCGGGCUGCAGUUGGCUGCAAAGGCGUGUGCAGAUGUGCGAGCAGGCCCCGUCUUCUGGCAGCAAAUGGAAAUCAGAGACCAGCUGACAGGAGAGCCCGCCCUCCCUGAGUGGCUGUCCACACACCCAUCACACAGGAACAGGUUCACUCAGCUGGACCGCCUCAUUCCACAGGCUCUGGAGUUGAGGGAGAGCUGUGUCUGUCCGGCUCUUCCUCCCACUGAUCCUCGAGCCGUCUUCUCCCAGAGCGUCCGAGUGCUGCUGGAAAACGCCAAGAACCAGGAGCGUGGAGGGCAAGAGGGGGCACGAAAACCCCGCCUGCCCCUCAGCCCAGCCUCCCCGCUCCCUGCUGGACUGUCUGUAGCUCUGCUCGCACAAACAUCUCCCCCUGCUUUAUCUAAUGAGAGCCAAGAGAGUACCGGCUCAGGGUUAGCUGCUCCUGCUCCUGCUGAGGGGGUCGGACCUCUGCUGGAGGGGCAGAGCACCAGCUGACAGGACCCAGAGACUGAGAGGUGAACUGGUCCGUGGUGAACUCACUGAACUGUUUGUCGCUGCUUAGAGAUGAUUGUGAUUGUCGAUCAGGUUUCAAAGCUUCUGCUGUAACUUAAGAGUAUCCUCACUGCAGACCAUCUCAGGAUGGAUCAGUGAGUGUUUGAUUUCAAAAUGCUGUGAAGUGAUCUCCGAAACUCACCUUCCCUCCGUGUGUUCAUCAUCAUCAUCAUCAUCGUCAUCAUCAUCAUCAUCAUCAAUAAAUGAUGCAGAGUUUAUUUUAUCUGAAAGCAACAUAGUUCAAACACUGACCAUGAAACUGAUGUCUGUGCAUCACAGCUUUAUUCAUUUUGAACACUUUACAUAUCCAGUGUGAUCACAUAUUCAGCCCCUGGUUCACUGAAGGGAUGUGCAGCUUUAGUGUCACUAAACCUGAGCAAAGAGACAAAAACACUCUCUGAUUCACAGAGCACACUCUAAGGGUUAAAUACAGCACAGGUAGUAGAGCGAGUAGUGUCUGUGUGCAACAGUGUUGUUUGUGUUAAAAUGAGCCAUCAUGUUUUUAUUUGAGGUAAAAUUUCAAAUGAGCGUUAAUGUAACAAACGUCAAAUUCACACACUCUGCUAACAGCCGCACACACAGACAGACAGAAUAUUUACAGUCUGCUGGAAACUGUCCUGGUAUUAGUGAGGUUUAUUAUGCUCAGACUUUCAAGUGAUCAUGACAACAAUUCCCCUCUGUGUGACCUAAACAUGACAUGUCUGUUAAUACUACUAUUAUUAUUAUAAUAAGGGGUUAAAUCUGACAGUCUGAGGACGUCAUGGAGGACAGAGAUGAGAGGUUUUUAUUUGGACCAGCAGGCGAGCUCCAGGGAGGAAACUUUGUUAUGAACAGUUAAAUUUGUUUCACAUCAUCUGAUGAACAUGAUCUCUGUCAGGAUGAGAUCUCACAGUUCAGCUCUUUGCUGCAGAGAUGCUGACAGCUCAUCUAUGCAUGCAGACACAAAACAAGAGCACACUGCACAGAGCUGCAGGACUUUGGGCAUUUUUCUGCUUGGAUAUCAUCAGGGCAGCGUGCUUUGUGAAUUAGACAAAUGAUGUGCAAUUCACAUCCAUGUGAUCCACUCUUAGUGAACUCCCGGCUCAGAGUUUAGUUUCAUAAAAUCACUUAAGAGUAAAGACAAAGAAAAACAGGAAAUACUUGAAUCCGAGCAGCUGGAACCAGAGACUGAUUCUCAGUUCUCAAAGAUAAGGUUCGAAUCGUCGAUUAUUAAAGUAUCUACUCGUUUAUUUCUUUUUUGUCAAAACACUGAAUAAAAUCCACAGCAACACAUUUAUGCAAAAUUGAGAUCUGUUUAUAAGAUUCAAUUUGUCUCUUUCUCUGUUCAGUUUCUUGAUCAGCUCAAACAUCUUCUGUCUUCAGUCUUCGUCUCUGGGAUUUUUCAUCAUAUUUUCACAACUUCUUCGUCCCUGAGGGUCAGAAUCAUUUCGUCCAGCUUCAUGUGACUUUGUGCCUCUUCACGUGUAAGCUUGAGGAUUUCUAUGAGUUGGGCUCCUUUUUUUUUUAAGUUCUGUUGCUUUGAAUCAAUGCUGUGUGCAGAUUCUGGGGAAUCUUGUAGCAUUAAAUCUCCCUCAGAGUCCGACUCACUCAGAUUAUUCUCUGAAUGUUUGUAUGUGUGUAGGUUACAGGAUUAGCUCUGAUCUGAAGCUGUCUCUAGAUUAUUUUUCCUGUUGUUGAAAUAAAAAAGUGGAUUAAAUA
Molecule: messenger RNA, 3646 nt
Organism: Notolabrus celidotus (New Zealand spotty)
Lineage: Eukaryota; Metazoa; Chordata; Actinopteri; Labriformes; Labridae
Gene: oma1
Product: OMA1 zinc metallopeptidase
Exons: 8
Coding region: 368-1891 (507 amino acids)
Biological process (GO): mitochondrial protein processing; protein quality control for misfolded or incompletely synthesized proteins
Cellular component (GO): mitochondrial inner membrane
Molecular function (GO): metalloendopeptidase activity
Source: RefSeq, a predicted model, not a curated record